CUGUCACAUUGCCACCGGCCGGUCGCCUACCCUCCUCCUCUUUCUCUGGCCACAGCCCGUUGCCCGCGGCCUCGGGCGAAGUUUAGUUGCAGCCCCGGAAGCGUCCCCAAGUCCCUCCCGAGCGGCAGCGGCGGGACCAUGGAGAAGGGCCCGGUGCGAGCGCCGGCGAAGCCGCGGGACCCCAGGUGCAGCAACGGGUGCCUGGAGGGGGAGCCGCCGCGGCCCGGGCCGAGCCGGCCCGCCGAGAAGUCGCCGCGGCUGGAGACCAGGAGAGCCCAGCGGGGGGACGGCUGGAAGGUCGACGGGCCCCGCAGCGAGGAGGACAACGAGCUGAACCUCCCCGACCUGGCAGCCGCCUACUCGUCCAUCCUGCGCUCGCUGGGUGAAGACCCCCAGCGGCAGGGGCUGCUCAAGACGCCCUGGAGGGCGGCCACGGCCAUGCAGUUCUUCACCAAGGGCUACCAGGAGACCAUCACAGAUGUCCUGAACGAUGCUAUAUUUGAUGAAGAUCACGAUGAAAUGGUGAUUGUGAAGGACAUAGAUAUGUUUUCCAUGUGUGAACAUCAUCUAGUUCCAUUUAUUGGAAAGGUCCAUAUCGGUUACCUUCCUAACAAGCAAGUCCUUGGCCUCAGCAAACUUGCGAGGAUUGUAGAAAUCUAUAGCAGAAGAUUACAAGUUCAAGAGCGCCUGACGAAACAAAUUGCCGUAGCAAUCACGGAAGCCUUGCGACCUGCUGGAGUCGGGGUGGUGGUUGAAGCAACGCACAUGUGUAUGGUCAUGCGAGGGGUACAGAAAAUGAACAGCAAGACGGUGACCAGCACGAUGUUGGGUGUGUUCCGGGAAGAUCCAAAGACUCGGGAAGAGUUUCUCACUCUUAUUAGGAGCUGAACUUUCCGUGUGUGCCCCGUGCUCUGCAGAUCACGCCUCUAGCAGCGUUGGUUGUCUGGUCUCUGGUCUUCAUCGUCCGUACAAUUCCGUUCUCAAUCGUCAACAGACGUGAAACUUACUCCUUGUCAUUAAUUGUGUUUAAUAAUUAUUUAUUGCAAGUCAAAUAAAAAUAAUUUUAAUAAAGGGGCAAGCCCUCUACUUUCUUCUCGCCACCGUAUGGUGGUAACAUGUAAGCACACUGCCAAUAGCGUGAAGUUAUAUGCACACGACCACUGCCGUUCAGACUCCCGGGGAUGCUGGCAGAGAGAAGAACUCGUGUGUUUUGUUCAGAUAGUCUGAUUAUUUGGUUCACAAGUGUAGGAGUGUUGGGAAUGGGAGAAAACUAUGGCCAAUAUACUGCUUUUUCACUCCCCAAACAAAAAUGGUAUAGUGCUCACAAUAUGUUAUCACACGGUGUGCAGCACAGCUCUGCAAAUCCCGUCCACCAGGCUCCACUUUACCCACUAGUGACACUUUACUUUUUAUAUAUUUAUUUUUUAAUUGUCUAGUUGUAGUGUUAGUUACCAAGGCAAGGUGGUGCAAUAUGUGUUGUUGUUGUUGUUGUUGUUGUUUUUACUGUGAGUUGAAAAGGCACAUUUCUACCUUCUAUUCUUUUUAAAAUUCAUAUGUAGGGAAUCAGUUCCUGGAGCUGUUUACGAGUGUAUUCUCACGUCAACAUGCAGGGAUUGAGACAUUUAACUCUCUGUGCCUUGAUGAGAAUAUCACACCAUUUGGAGUGUAGAUACCUUUGCCUUUAUUUAAAAGCCAUUAUUUUAUAAGACUUAGUAGUGACACUGCAAAUAACUAGUCCUUGAAGUUCUACCUUUUGAAGUUUUUUGGGAGCUUCCUUUGUGUGUUUCUUGCAGAUGCCUCAAAACUUUUUUUUUUUUUUAAAUCUUCUCAAUAGUUCUUCUAAAUAUUCCAGAAACUUUUGAGUGGUCAUCACGUUCAGGUCCACAGAACCAUAGCUUCCGUGAACAUGAGAGAAUGCAGAAUGAACGAACUGUGGACUGCAUUCUAGCCGUACCUAGUGUCUAAGGACAACUACAGUGUUGGUGUCUGUGAAAAUGCACCAUCAUCUUCUGGAAUCACUGGGAAAUACCGGAAACCCCCAUCGCAGUUUCCCUCGAGGCCCGUGAGGGUCUUGUCUUUAGCAUAACUGCUCAAGAGGUCCACGUGAUUUUGUCUAGGAAGCUGUUGCCUUAUUAAUUAUUAUCUUAAAGUUUCCUCUACUGGGGCAGUGUGGGCCAAAUGGAAACAAACAAAAUAACUCCCCAGCAAAAACACAAACACAAUUAAUUAUUCCACGGAGAAGCCUCUUAUUGGGCUAAUCUAAUGCUCCUCAAAUGUAUUCCAUUACCUUAAGAAUUAACUACAGUGCUUGCUUUAACUUCGCUGGUCCUAUCUCUGCAACUAUGAUUCACUUUGUUUGGCUUAUGAUGAGACAAAAUGGCAGAAAUUAAAAAAAAAUGCCAAACUUCUGUUUCCUCUAUUUUUCUAUGUUUGAAGUUUCUUAAGUACAGUGGUGGUUGAUUUUGAGUUUUAUUUUUAAAUCAAAACUAAUAUAAACAUUAUUCUGCUUAAUAUUUAGACCUUUAGAAGUAGAAUUAAGCACUCAACUCAUGUUUGGUAUUUUAAAGUAAAAACAGGUGUGACUUGGAGGACCAAAGAAAUUGUUAGCUAUACGUCUAUCUUUCUGAGAUCAGUUGUAUUCCUUUUCUAAUGACUCUUUGCUCUACCAUUCCCUAGAAGUGUUAUCACAAAGGUCUAAUGUAUCCACAGGCUGUUGUCUUAUUGGUAAAUGCAAAGUAAUUACCUUGUUUGUUUUACUCUGGUCUAUAGUACUUUAAAAUGACCUUUUCCUGUCCAUGACUUUGAGUCCAUUUUGGGGACUUUUAACACUGUUAAUUACAUUG
This is a messenger RNA of Molossus molossus (Pallas's mastiff bat), 2843 nucleotides long. RefSeq names its product GTP cyclohydrolase 1 (gene GCH1). Gene Ontology annotation, biological process: tetrahydrobiopterin biosynthetic process; tetrahydrofolate biosynthetic process. The coding region runs from base 139 to 888 and encodes 249 amino acids. The transcript has 6 exons. Gene Ontology annotation, molecular function: zinc ion binding; GTP cyclohydrolase I activity; GTP binding. The record is from RefSeq and is a predicted model, not a curated record. Gene Ontology annotation, cellular component: cytoplasm. Lineage: Eukaryota; Metazoa; Chordata; Mammalia; Chiroptera; Molossidae.